AUGCUGGCCCGGUGUUUGCGGAAGCGGCCGCGGAAGCCACGCCUCCCGCGGCCGACGAAACCCGGAAAGGGUGAACGACCCCUGCUGUGCGCAUCAAUACUCGCGGCCAGUGCGCGCCCGGCUGCAUGCCGCCUGCUGCCUUCGCUCACCCCCGCCACCCCCACCCUGCCUCUUACAUCCCUUCCACACCCUCCCCCUUCAGCCCUUUGGCCGCAGCGGCAUAAGCCAACGGGGCGGGAGCGCGCGCAGCGCGAGGCGGCCCCUCGCGAACCCCAGCUUAUUCUCUCGCCGCCGCCGCCGCCGCCGCCGCCGUGGGGUGGGUUCGCGGUAUUGUGGUGGGCGAGCGGCGCGGAAAGGGGGCAGGCCGGCGGGCCAUUAAGAGGAUCUGGAGGCCCUUUGUUUGGAGGGGCAACGAACCCGGGCCAGCCGCUGCCGCUGCCGCUGCCGCUGCCGCCGUGA
Molecule: messenger RNA, 459 nt
Organism: Schistocerca nitens (vagrant locust)
Lineage: Eukaryota; Metazoa; Arthropoda; Insecta; Orthoptera; Acrididae
Product: WAS/WASL-interacting protein family member 3-like
Exons: 2
Coding region: 1-459 (152 amino acids)
Source: RefSeq, a predicted model, not a curated record